Molecule: messenger RNA, 2194 nt
Organism: Acanthochromis polyacanthus (spiny chromis)
Lineage: Eukaryota; Metazoa; Chordata; Actinopteri; Pomacentridae
Product: solute carrier family 22 member 5-like
Exons: 12
Coding region: 172-1845 (557 amino acids)
Biological process (GO): transmembrane transport
Cellular component (GO): membrane
Molecular function (GO): transmembrane transporter activity
Source: RefSeq, a predicted model, not a curated record
CUUUUCUUACCCGUCUGAACCCACAUGAAGGCGCACACUCUAGCACUGCAGCUGUCUGUGAAGGUUCAGAGCUCAGACUGGGACUGACCCUGUGAUUAUCUUUUUCUGCUGGAGUAGAAAGUAUACUUCUACAGGAUAAAUACUGGAAAGCACGGGUAGUUUUCUGAGACUAUGCAGGAUUAUGACGAAGCCACUGCAUUCCUGGGCCACUGGGGACCUUUCCAGCGAAGUGUCUUCUUUCUCCUCAGUGCCAGCAUCCUACCAAAUGGAUUUGGGGCUUUUUCUCUCGUCUUCCUGACUGACGUGCCCAGUCAUCAUUGCCUGGUUCCUGAGGUUAACUUGACCCAAGAAUGGAAUGAAGCGAUCAUCCCGAUAAAGGUGGUGAAUGGGAAACAGGAGCUGAGCCGUUGCAGCAGAUACCGGCUGGAUGUGGUCAGAAAUCUCUCUGCUCAGGGAUAUAUUCCUGGCAGAGAUGUCAACCUCACUGACCUGGAGCAGGAGGGCUGUGUGGACGGAUGGAGCUACAGCAAAGACAUCUACUGGUCUACCAUGGUGUCUGAAUUUGACUUGGUGUGUGACGAGCAGUGGAAGCAGCCAUUCACGUCCACAAUUUACUUCCUGGGAGUUUUAGCUGGAUCCUUCAUUUCAGGACAGGUGUCAGACAGAUUUGGAAGAAAGCCUGUUCUCUUUGCAACCCUGGCAAUUCAAACAAUUUUCAGUUUUGUUGGAGUCUUCGCACCAUCUUGGACGGUGCUCUCCAUCAUCCUUUUCAUCAGUGGUUUGGGGCAAAUCUCCAACUAUGUGUCUGCUUUUGUACUAGGCACUGAAAUCUUGGCUGGAAAUGUGCGUGUCCUGUUCUCAUCUUUGGGUGUAUGUAUGGGUUUUGCCUUGGGCUACAUGAUGUUGCCUCUCAUUGCUUACUUUUUAAGGGACUGGAAAUACCUCCUGGUGGCUUUGUCUGUCCCUGGCAUAAUAUACCUGCCUACCUGGUGGUUCAUCCCAGAGUCUCCUCGAUGGCUGCUCACUCAGGGAAGAUCGGAAGAAGCUAAAGCCAUAUUGAGGCGUGCUGCUAAGAAGAACAAAGUUGAGGUUCCACAGAACCUCUUUGAAGAUUACAAUUAUGCUGGACCAGAAACAGAGACCAAGACUGACAACACACAAACUAAGGAGCGUUACAAUGUCUUCUACCUGCUGCGCAGCACCAACAUCAGAAACACAACUGUUACUCUGUGCCUGGUGUGGUUCACUGUGAGUAUUGGCUACUUUGGCCUGUCCCUCAACACGUCCCGACUUCAUGCUAACCCAUUUUUAAGCUGUUUCAUCGCAGCAGCUAUAGAGGUGCCGUCCUACAUCUCUAGCUGGCUGGCUCUGCGAUAUCUUCCACGCCAAGUUUCCGUCAUUUUCGUUUUGCUCCUUGGAGGAGUGUCACUGUAUCUCGUACAAGUGGUGCCUCAAGGUUUAUCAUCUCUGGCUAUUGCUCUGGAGAUGCUGGGUAAAUAUGGUCUUACGGCUUGUACAGCCCUGAUGUUUGUCUACACAGCAGAGCUUUACCCCACAGCGCUCAGAAACACCGCAACUGGAGUAUGUGCUACUCUGUCAAGAGUGGGAAGCUGUAUUGCACCUUUUGUGUUCGAGCUGAGUGUGUACCUUCAGUACCUGCCCUAUAUUCUACUGGGGACUCUGGCCGUUGUGUCUGCCUUUGCCACUUUCUUCCUACCAGAGAGUUUUGGACGACCUCUGCCUCAAACAAUUGAACAGAUGCAUAAGAGAGAAAGGAUGAAGUGCCCAUUCAUCACUAGAAAAGAACUUUCAAAAUCUGUGGUACUUCAUGAAAGUCAAUUCUGAUUGUUUGCAGUAUUAGAAGAAUCAAAACUUCAAUUAUUUCUAAUUGAAACAUAUGAUUUUGGGAGAAAUUAAGUUGUCUUCUUCAUUAAGACAGCGACACUGGCACAUGUAAAACAUUACAAGAAGUGUUUAUUAGAAGACCGUUUUCUACAUUUCACGUCACUCUAUGUGCGUUAUUUUGAAUCACAAAGAUGUAUAUAAAAUAUUCACUUGGAACUGUACUGUAAAAAAAAUACAUAUUAAAUCUGAAGUAAAAGAUGGCAGUGUACCAUAAAACUCUAAGCAAAACUAGUCUACUGGUUUUGAUUUACCAGGUAUAAUAUUAAAAACUUUCUAUGAUGUAUUGGUA